Molecule: messenger RNA, 327 nt
Organism: Aspergillus chevalieri
Lineage: Eukaryota; Fungi; Ascomycota; Eurotiomycetes; Eurotiales; Aspergillaceae
Exons: 1
Coding region: 1-327 (108 amino acids)
Source: RefSeq, a predicted model, not a curated record
AUGCGCGAAUGCCGCUUCGCAAUUCAGCGGUAUCAAGUUAUUGAGGGCCUGCGGGAACGGCGCAAAAGCCUUGUUAUAAUAUCGCAGUGCUGUGUCAACAUAUCCCAACGCAGCAGCUGGUGCAUUCUCAUCGUCGACUAUGGUGGUGGCGCGAUACAGCGCAGCUACUGCAAACACGCCAUUCAACAAAAAUUCAUGGCUGAGAGCAUUUUGCGGGAUAACAAUCUUCCAUGCAUAAUAGCCCGAGGGAUCAUUGCAGAGAUUUUCAUGAUUUGCAUGCUGCGUUCAUCGCUGCUACAGGUCCUGUAUGGCAAAGGCUCAGUAUAA